GGCGGCGGGGAGCGGCAGCCACCGGCAGCGGGGACGCCUCGGCGGGCGGGCGUCCCCUUCAGCGAGACUGAGAGAGGAUGGAGCCACAAAGGACUUUGGCUGACACGUGCGGCGGGGCGGCCGGCGGCCGCGGCUAGGGCCACCCCUCUCCCCUCCCUCCUCCCCUCCCCGCUAUGCUGUGCUCUUGCCGGGCCCCUCAGCGCGCUCGACGCACGGCGGCGAUGGAGCGGGUCGGGCUGCUCUGAAGCCGCGGCCGGACCCAGAAUGGCCUCAGCGGGGAGUUCCGCGGCGGAGCGGCCGGCGGCGGCGGGGGGCAGGGCGGAGGCGCCGCGGGGCCGCAGCCUGUCCGCGCUCGGCUCCCCCCUGGCGGCCGGGGGCGGCGGCGGCCACCUGGUCCUCGCCAAGGGACCGGCUCCCGGGGACGAGCGGGGCGGGGGCGCCGCCGGGGCCGCCCGGUCCCUCGCCGCCGGCAGCGGGAACUUCCCCCGACGGGCGGAGCGCGGCCAGACGGCGGCGCCCGGCCGAGGGGCGUCCCCGGGUCCCCCGCUCCCGCCGCCACCCCUGCUGCUGGCCGGCCCGCCGGGCAGAGCCUGCCUGCGGGCCGUGCUGGCGGACUCACGCUUCUUCUUGGUGUGCAUGUGCUUCCUGACCUUCAUCCAGUCUCUCAUGGUCUCCGGAUACCUGAGCAGCGUCAUCACCACCAUCGAACGGAGAUAUAGCCUCAAGAGCUCGGAGUCGGGGCUGCUCGUCAGCUGCUUCGACAUUGGGAGCCUGGUGGUGGUGGUUUUCAUCAGCUACUUCGGGGGGCGUGGACGGAGGCCCCUGUGGCUGGCAGUAGGGGGGUUUUUCAUCGCCUUGGGGGCUGCACUCUUCUCCUUACCUCAUUUCAUCUCUCCGCCGUAUCAGAUCCAGGAACUGAACUCCUCCGUCAGUAAUGAGGGCUUAUGUGUGACUGGCAAUGGCACUGCCAAAGAGCAGUGGGACUCUCCAGCCUGUGUCAAGGACUCUGGUGGGAACGACCACUCUCUCUAUGUAGCUUUAUUCAUUUGUGCCCAAAUCCUUAUUGGCAUGGGCUCAACACCCAUCUAUACUUUGGGACCAACCUACCUGGAUGACAACGUCAAGAAAGAAAACGCCUCGCUUUACCUAGCCAUCAUGUAUGUAAUGGGAGCACUUGGUCCUGCAGCUGGAUACUUGCUAGGAGGACUUCUUAUUGGUUUCUAUGUGGAUCCUAGGACAACUGUUUAUAUUGACCAGAGUGAUCCUCGAUUCAUUGGAAACUGGUGGAGUGGAUUUCUCCUUUGUGCCAUUGCAAUGCUCCUUGUGAUAUUUCCCAUGUUUACUUUUCCAAAAAAGCUCCCUCCUCGACAUAAAAAAAAGAGAAAGAAAAAGAAGAUGAACUCUGAUGAUGUUUCAAGUGAUGAUGAAGUGAUGAAAGAGAAAACAAAUUGCAAAAUACAAACAGACACUGCAGUUCCUGCUUCUAUGGGAUUUGGAAAGAAUGUUAAAGAGCUUCCAAGAGCAGCUGUCAGGAUCUUAAGCAACAUGACAUUCCUUUUUGUGAGUUUGUCAUACACAGCUGAGAGUGCCAUUGUCACAGCUUUUAUUACCUUCAUUCCCAAGUUCAUCGAAUCACAGUUUGGCAUCCCAGCUUCUAAUGCCAGCAUCUACACUGGUGUGAUCAUUGUCCCAAGUGCUGGUGUGGGUAUUGUCCUAGGCGGCUACAUUAUAAAAAAACUGAAACUUGGUGCAAGAGAGUCUGCAAAGUUGGCUAUGAUCUGCAGUGGUGUAUCUCUGCUGUGCUUUUCCACUCUUUUCAUUGUUGGAUGUGAAAGCAUUAAUCUAGGGGGAAUAAAUAUACCUUACACGACUGGUCCCACUCUUGCCAUGGCCCACAGGAAUCUGACUGGGAGCUGUAAUGUUAACUGCGGAUGUAAGAUUCACGAGUAUGAGCCUGUCUGUGGAUCAGAUGGAAUAACAUACUUUAAUCCUUGCCUGGCUGGCUGCGUCAAUGGUGGAAACCACAGCACAGGGGUCAGAAAUUACACAGAAUGUGCGUGUGUCCAGAGUCGCCAGGUGAUCACUCCACCAACAGUGGGCCAACGCAGUCAGCUCCGACUAGUGAUUGUCAAAACCUACCUGAAUGAGAACGGCUACGCUGUUUCUGGGAAAUGUGAUCGAACCUGCAACACACUUAUUCCCUUCCUGAUAUUUCUCUUCAUUGUUACUCUGAUAACAGCAUGUGCCCAGCCGUCAGCAAUCAUAGUGACACUCAGGUCUGUGGAAGAUGGGGAGCGGCCCUUUGCACUAGGAAUGCAGUUUGUUCUAUUACGGACUCUUGCUUACAUUCCCACUCCCAUUUAUUUUGGGGCUGUUAUUGACACCACAUGCAUGCUUUGGCAACAAGACUGUGGCGUACAAGGAUCUUGCUGGGAAUACGAUGUCACCUCGUUUCGCUUUGUCUACUUUGGGUUGGCAGCUGCUCUCAAGUUCGUGGGAUUUUUUUUUAUUUUCCUGGCCUGGUAUUCCAUUAAGUGUAAAGAAGAGCAACUGCAGAGGCGAAGAUGGAGAGCUUCGCCGUUAAACACUGUGAGCGAGAUGGUUGGCCAAGCUGGACCCCAACAAAACUAUGCACGGACUAGAUCCUGCCCUACCUUCAGUUCCCGAGGAGACAUCAGCGUGGCACGAGGAAUGAACUGCAUAGCAGCACAGACAUACCCUGGCCCUUUUUCAGAAGCAAUAAAUUCUGCAAAUGAAAAUGCAUUGGAAGAAGUCACUGCUGAGAUAUAGACCCUUGGCUUGGUAAUGUAAUAUUUAGUUUUGUUGGUUGACUUAAUUAUGGCGCCUUGUAAAACACCUGUGCCUUCUAUUUUUAAUCUAAAUGUAACACAUGAUAAAACCAACAAAGCUUAAUGCAAACAACCAUAGUAUGUUCCUGAGGGCUGGAUACCUCGAAUCACCCAAGUUCUUAUUUCUCCCCUCCCAACAAAGGAGUUUUAAAAAUUAUGUUUGUAAUUAUUUCAGAUGUGUCCAUUAAAUGUCCAUGCUCUGAUCUAAAAUCAGUGUAAGGGUGAGGUAUUACAACAGCAGAGUUCAGUGGAGGAGUGACAAAAACUCGUAUUGUUGAUGUCUAGAUGUCACAAAAAUGCUUAAAUGUAUCAUCAACUUCAUAUCUGCAAAUUGUAUUUUUAAGAGAUGAGUAAUUACUGUGAGUUCUGCUACAAAGCACAACUGAACUUGUUUAAACUAUGCAACUUAUUUGGAUAAUUGUACAUGCAGCAAAUUAAGUUUAAAGUUUGCUUUUAAAGACAUUACUGCAACUGAAUUUGAAAGGGGCUAUUUUCAGACAUAAGCAUUAAAUUAAAAAGAACAUAAGGUUUGAAGUACUGUUAGUAACAAGUUAAGCCAUACAAAAGUUAUGCAUCAGGUAACGUUUUCAAAUGUGGAGUCAUAGUAUCUUUAUCCCGACAAAAUGUGCAUUAAUUUUCAUUUGAUGGGAUGGACUCUCAUUCUUCACAAAGUACACAGGCUAGGAAAGUGUAAUCCUUGGAGUAAAAAACUUUAGUAUUAAUUUAUACCAACAUUAAGAUACAGGAAUCAUACAAACAUUCCAGAGUAGCAGUUAUGUGUGUAUUUCUACAGUGUUAUGGGCAGCCAAAUCCAUACUUUUCCUGAAGAAGAGAAUAACCGUUUAUAGUUUGAAAGGAGCAGCUUGGCUGUCCUUCAGAAACGUGUGCCAGUCUAGUUGAGAUUCUGUGAAGGAAAUCUCAAGGGGGAGCUAGUGGCUGCCUUUCACAUCUGAGUGGCCAUCUGGGACCUGAUGGGCCCGUCGCAGCCAGCAAUAGCCUGGGGUUGGGGCUGGUACCACUCGCUGCCCCCUACAGGAAUGAGCAGAGGGACCCUUCAAGUGUGCUACCAACAGCCUACCCACUGCCGUGCCUAGUAUGAGGCUUUCCCCUCCACUCCUGGCACCACUGGGCUGCUGUGCCCCCAGCCACCGAGGUAGUCCCCAGCAGAUUUCAAACUUGGACCCCAGGUUGCUCUCCUUUCUGCCUUUCCCGCUGCCCAGUGCUGGACAGGCUGGAGAGAUAGGUGUGGCGAUCCUGAUUGUAUGGUUUGGCCCACAUGUGGACACCUUUCCUUUUCUCAUCUUCAUUGAAAGCUGCUGUUAAGGCAAAAGGCCAGUCAUCUCUCCUCUGCUUUUCCAGAGGAACAGCUAAGACUAGACAUUGUCUGCAAGCUUGGACCCACAGUACACACAGAUGUGGCCUUUGCUUAUUCCAAAUUACUGUAGUGUGUUUUCUCCCCAGGAGAUGCUGAGACUUUCUAAUCAAAUGUACUUGGCAUUUCAUUUCUUGCUCUGAAGGCUCAUGUAGUGCCAUGCUUACGAUGUACUAAUGAUGUCUCAAAGGGCAGAGAAUGAUUUCAGGUGGACACUAGGAAGUCAAAGCUGUAUUUUGUCCUUCAGGGAAACUCUUGGAAGUUUAGGAAAUUAAAAGCACUCUUUUGGGAGGACUCAGUGAUAGUCAGUUUUGGAUUUUGCCAUGCAGAGAGCUUGCGCUAAAAUAAAUAGGAAAGAACAGAACUUCUCCUUAUUUAUGAACAGAUUUAUUUCUGGUUUAAAUUUUAAUUUAUGAUAUAUGAGUUAAUCAAACAUUGCAUGGAACCAAGUCCUUGAAAUCAAAGGCAGUACACUCCUUGGCAUCCAUUUAGUUUUUCUGGUAAGAGUAGAUUGCCCUCUCUUCCUUUGCUGGCUGCCUUUCCUCAUUUCCCUGUCCUUCUAGACUGACACAGGGCUGGUUCACCUGCUUGAAAUGGUGGUUGCUUAUUUCAAAAUGUCUCAGUCCAUUUAUGUGACCUAUAAUAAUUCCGACUCCCUGGAUGCUUCUACCCCAAGCUACAUCAUGAAGGAAUAUUGUUUUAAUCACCUACUGUUAUUUUGUACGUAUUAAUAUCUUUUUGAGUCCAAGCCUGAGAACUAUUUUUCCCUUGUGUAGCCACCAGGUACAAUACUACAUCCUCAGUUGGCAUGUGCUAUCUGAGAUGUUGGCUUCUACACUUCUCAUCCCAAGGAAUAAAUUUCCUUGGCUCAAAAGUAUUUGGUAUGCGUUUUUUUUGCCAUAGGACAUCAGAAUAGAUGACAAAAAUAUCUUUUUUUCCUCCAAUGUCAAAUGCUUCUUUUACCAAGAAAUUCCUACCAUGGCAAAAAUUGAAGCAAAAUAGUAGGACAAAGUGUAAUUGCAACCCAUCAUCCAUCCAUUUAAAUCACUCAUUUUAAUCAGCACAGGCUAAGGUGAAGAGUGACAAUCUUUUAAAAUACCUCAGAAACAGAGCAUUUAGGAAACUGCAAAAAGGUUGGAAUGAAUCAUCUAUCCCAAUCUAUUCUGUUUCAUGCCUCAUGUGUGCUUCUAUUCCACGUGAAUAACAAGGGAGAGCAGAUUAGACUUGUAGGAUUGUCAGGAGCUGACACUGAUGGCAGAGAAUGAGAGUGAAAGAAGUGACACGUCUGCAACUGCUGCUACUCAUGAGCCAAUUUCAAGGGAAUUCAGAGCUUGUUGUAAUGGAGGCCACUUGCUUUUUAGGAAAUCCUGACACUCUUCUAAAAACAUUGAUUUUGUGAAAUAUUUGAGAAACUGGAUUGUAGAGGGAAUGGUGCUCACUUUGGAAGCACUGAAAAAGCCUUGAUAACAUACUUUCAAAACUUUUCCUUUCAAAAUUAUAUACAAAACAUUAAAAAAAAAGUGGUUAGUAUUUUCUGAUAUAGAUAAUUUUGUCAAUGUGAAUAUAUUUCUACAAAAUCACUUAAUUAAGUGAGCAUCCUCUGAAAGAAAGAAACCUCAAACUCUGGCCAGUUUCUGAUUGAUUCCUGUAGGAAGUUUUAUUGUGAGAAAGCUAUAACAGUCUAAACUAAGCCAAUAACGGCAUGCAGGGGAAACACGUUAACUUCCUAGGGAAGUCAAUUCCAACAUAAUUAACACUGUUUGAAGUAUGGACUGAGACCUGCUGAACAAACACUGUUUGCUGGGGUGGUCAUUGCUGAAGGAAGUACAAUCACCAGAGGAACUGUGCACAUCCCUAGCAGUGAUCAUGAUCGAAGUAUGGUGCCAAACCAACUCACAAGAAGGAAAAGGAGCUUUAUCUAUCACCAGGUGAAGAUGGCCAUGCUGUCUUCCUGCUGUGAAAUCUUCUGAUGAUAGAAUGUCAAAUUACAUUACUUUGUAAUUUCUGCCACUUUUCCUCCCUACCUGCAAACACUGAAGUUUGGUUAUCAGUGAGCACAAGAAAAGGUAAAGCAGGAGUAAAGCAGGACAGAGGCUACUGUCAGUAGCAAACCCGAGUUGUCUACCUGCAGCUGACCAGCCAAAGAUAACUCAGAGCAGUGACACCCUGCAAUUAACUGCAAGUCCACAAAGUGCCAUUAUACCAUCAUAAGGACACACUAAUUUCCUCUUAUUCCACCACUUAUUCCCGUUUUAGAGUGAGGAACAUGAGAGGUAAAGCAGCCAUUAUACAUGGACUCGACUGAAGAGGGAGUCAUCCCUGCUUAGCCUUCCAUUCAUUCUUGUUUCCUCAAAAAGGGGAAGACUUCAGAAAGGGUAUAGCCAUGGUGGUUAUGAGUGUAGCCCUCUCAGCAGAUGGUUUGUAGAGCUUUUGGGGGCUGUUGUCCUGGCUGCUGUAUCUGGACAGUGGGACUCUCUGUGUUUCUAAUUCCAGGCAAAAGCCCUAUAGAUUUGAUCCUCUCUUUUUUCCCAUGAGCAUACUGGAUAUGAUAUAGAUAUGGUAUAAUUUGAAACUGAUGGCAUUUUAAACCCUUUCAGUACACUGUAGGCAGCUGCCAGAAGCACAUUGAAUAUUAUGGUGCAAUUUAUAUUUAGUUGGAAACUUUCAAGUUCUUUGGCCAGCCAGUGUACCUUUAAAAGUGUACAUAGUAACAUGCGGUUCCUCAGAACUUGCUGUUCUGUAAGUGAAGUAAGGACAAAAAUGUCCUCCUACAUAUAAGAAAUUUAUGUUUCAAAGUCCCUAAAUUCGUUAUAAACACUUGAGUGUAAUGUUUCCAAAAAUAUGGGCCUUUACAAUAUAGCUUGUUCUUUCAUAGUGUUAACUAUUAAUUUAUUAUGGCACUGGUUCAACAGAACACUUAAAUGUGUGUUUAAGUUUAUAUCCUUAAGUAAUGCACUUAAAAAUAAUGCAUGUAAGUAUGUAUUAGACUGAAUCCCAUCUGCAUUCAAAAAGAAGUUCCUUUGCCCAGAGAGUAAUUUUUAUGCUGAGGUUUUUUUCCCCCCAUAGAUUCAGUGAUCAUUGUAACCAGGAGAGCACAAAGUAGCACUUGAGUACUCCCAUGUGACAUUGACAUGUCAGUAUAUAUCUGGCAAAGGAGGAAAGCUUUCAUUUUCAAAUAGAAUUAAAAUGAAAAGUAUUUUGUGGACAUUCUUAAAGAUACAUUCUAGCUAUCACUUCCAUUCACUUAUUUUGUCAGUUUCUGGCUGAAAAUUAGAUUAAAUUGAGGCAUCUUUCUGAUCUUAAAGCCAAUGAAAUGGCUGAAGUGAUGCAGUAGGUUUGGGUUGUGCCCUUUCACAGAAUUUGGACCUAGAGGGUCAGAUGACAAAUUUUCAGUGUCCCACACAAGCAGAGCAGAGCAGAGCAGAGCAGAGCAGAGCAAAGCAGUGCCUGCUCUGUGGAACUCCAAGGAGCAUGGUUAGGAGAGGGCUCAGCACCUUCUGUGCUGUUCUUGUGGGUUUUCUCCACAAAUGCCUCAAUUAUUGCUGCCUUACUACUGUUUCUGUGUGGGUAAUGCCAUAGCUCAGUGUUAUAUUGACAUAAAAUUGACGAUGAAUAGGUCCAAAGUGUUUUACUGCUAUUUUGGAGCCAGAUUAUCAGGCUCAUCGAUCUGAUGAUGAGGCUGAAGGACUGGGCCAGAACCUUGGGUUGGUUGUUAACAAACUGGCGCCUUCACGAGUGUGUGUGAACUAAAUGAUAUCAAAGUACUUGUUUAGGUUUUAUACUCUAUUGACUGGCUACUACUACUGUUUUCAGAGAUCAAAGACAAAAUAUUUCCUGAACAAGUUUGUCUUCUGUUUUCUCAAUAAUGUGUCUUUUAUAAUGGCAUAGGAGAUACUAUGCUGCAUGCUGCAGUUGCGUGGGUUCUCCCACCUGAAGCCAUCUAGCUGUGGUUGCUUUCCAGGGGCUUAAAACACCUGGUAACAGAUAACCUGGACUGCAAUCUGAAUUGGCAUUGCUUUUGACAGAGUGUUUGCCCCUUGAAGAUUAAAACUGUGUCAGCACAUUUCAGCAUCUUCAUGUAUUAGACAUGAUUUUACAAACAUUUUUAUCCUUUGGAGUGCUUAGAAGUUAAGACAGCUGACAUAGUGGUGAUCUGUUCAUUCUUUGGUAUAGAAUUAGGGCUUUCUGUUCUCUUAACUUGUUUUACAAAUAACACUUCAAACGGUUACAUGUACAUGUCACAGAGUAGAGAUGUGGAGCCUUCAGUGUGGGGACUAAGUAUGGCCAGGAUUGACAUGAUUCUUCUUCUUUACACUGAAUACCAUUAAUACGUGUCAUUAUGUGGCCAAAGGUUUGAAAGCCUACCUUAGCCUCAGGAAGGAAAUCCUUCCUUAUCCUUCCCCCAGAAUAUGUUACAUAAAUUGAGGAGAACAGCUAACAAUAUCCAUAUCCUGUAGGCACAUCCAUUACAUUAACUACAGUUAACAACCAUAGUUUUUAGCAACCCCUUCUCCAGUCCUUCAGAGAAUGUGUUUUCUUUUGACACAGUACAGCCUUUUAAACACAAGACAUAACUGUGCAAGUUCAAAGUAGCUCCAAACUUUUCUUGGUUUUGAGUGUUAUGAGAUAGUCUUCAGGUUCCAUUCUAUUCUUCUAAUCUUUAUAUUAUCUGUUACAUGUACUGCAUUUUCUUAUAUUUUUCUAUCUCAAACCAGUUGUCACAAUGUUACCUUGUAAUAACGUUUUGUUCAUGACAUAGAAUAAGUGAAAAGCUGUGGAAUUCAUGAAGGGCUACAAAAAGCAUCCAAAACAUUGUUCACCUCAUGGAAAAGGUGAGACAGCUUGAUAAUCUUUGGACAUAUGGCUAAACAAUACCAUGGUGCUAAUAGGUACUGAAGUAUUUUAUGAUGUAUUCACUAUGACUUAAAUGACGUAUUCAAGGCAUGUCAGUGAUGCAGCUGCAUGUGUUUUUGUUCUUAAAGUCUGGACUCCUCCAGCAAAGACAGUGUUUAUAAUUCCUGCUGGGCCAGUUCCUACCUAGCUCUUCUGUGGGAAAGUGAUUUCAAGAGGCAGUAUAGGAUUUGGCCCAGCAUUAAUAUCUAAAGUAAAAACUAUACAGACCACAGAAAUCUCAUGUAGGAUGUAUUCAUCCUGCUGUAGCAUGUUAUUUUAUUUAGUGUCUUUUCUUAAAGUAGAGACAAAAAAGAAAUUCUAUAGUAAUGAGAAGAAAAGCUGGUCUAAAUUCUGGGACCUUGUAAUUAAGCAGUGUUAGUAAGUGUUUGAAUUAAGUUGAGGAUUCACAUCUGAAAUAUUAAUGUUCUUCCGUGGAAUACUAGAAAGGGAGGGAUAGAAUAAGAGCAAAUUCUACAUCUAGCAGUGAAAAAAGGCCACAUCUGUUUAAUUUAAAAGUGAGCUGUAAUUUAAAACAGUGGACUUUGGUUUUAAAAUCUGAAAGACAAUUUUUUCUCCUUGCCUUUUUUGUUCUGAAAGGUAAUUAUUUUGUGGUGUCAUGCCUGGACUACUCAUGUAGAAGAGGCAUCUGUAUCCUAAAUAGCACCAAAAGGUACACCUCCAACUGAUAGGUCGGGAAUUAUACCUCUUUAACAAAUUACAUAUUUAAAAACAUAGAGGGAAAUUUCAAAACAAACCAAAAGUACUAAAUCAUCCUGAAGCAAGUUUCUGUAAAGAAAAAAAAAAGGAAAAUAAGGAAUUUGGAGUCAGUGAGAGCUGUGGCUGAGCAAGGGAUUUCCUCAAUGAAGACCUGCUCUUUUCCCUGUUUGAGCAAUGAGAGCUUUGCCCUUGGUUGCAGUGCAUACCUCUACCAAAUGAUGUAAGCAGAACAGCAACACUCCGGGUAGUAUGUUAUGAGCAUGAAGUGGGCACACUGCCUGUAACUGUUUAGUUUUUAAAAAACACUCGUUAUUAAGCCAAUGUGUAGAGUAUUAAGGAAAUCUGUAGAGUAUGUCUGACUGUAUGAGUGUGUGGGUGCUGUGCUGUGGUAAAAAGAGACUAAUUGGUUUAUGCGGUUUGUUUUGCAUACUUUAGGCUCCCAUAUGGGUUUUUUAAAUUGAUAUUUAUUUAUCAGGGGAGCUUAGAAUAAUUUUAAAGCUGUGUAACACAUCAUUUAAUGAAAUUUAUUGUCAACAUCUGUUGUAAACAUGUGUUUACAAAACAAACUCUCGAAUACUUGAUAUUUGGAAAUAAAAAGUAGCAUAUCAUGUGUGUUUUACUUGUGACAAAGAAAAAAAAGAAAGUGGCAAAAAGGUACGUGGGUAGCUGUAUAAUCAUUCUGGAUCAGGUGAUGAAGUAUUUGGUUCUUUUAGUGUGGAGUCAGACAAAAUCAAAUCUUUCCGCUGAAUUC
Molecule: messenger RNA, 10582 nt
Organism: Colius striatus (speckled mousebird)
Lineage: Eukaryota; Metazoa; Chordata; Aves; Coliiformes; Coliidae
Gene: SLCO5A1
Product: solute carrier organic anion transporter family member 5A1
Exons: 9
Coding region: 265-2790 (841 amino acids)
Biological process (GO): transmembrane transport; sodium-independent organic anion transport
Cellular component (GO): membrane
Molecular function (GO): protein binding
Source: RefSeq, a predicted model, not a curated record